Messenger RNA from Anopheles darlingi, 2399 nucleotides. RefSeq names its product nose resistant to fluoxetine protein 6-like. Gene Ontology annotation, molecular function: acyltransferase activity, transferring groups other than amino-acyl groups. The transcript has 5 exons. Bases 168 to 2294 code for a protein of 708 amino acids. Lineage: Eukaryota; Metazoa; Arthropoda; Insecta; Diptera; Culicidae. The record is from RefSeq and is a predicted model, not a curated record.
AUUCCGAUACCGUGGCCGGGCAGCACCAACGCGACGUGCGUCGUCGUGGUUGUUGAUGUUGGACAAAUAGUGUGUUCAUUCAACCCCGCAUGUGAACGAUCGUGCCCGUGUACGUGCGUGCGUGUGAUUGUGAUUGUGAUUAAAGUACAAACAAAUCCGAUCAAUAAAUGCCAAGGAGCGCGAUGAUCGGAUCGAAGCCAUUGCCCGCGAUGAACAUGAGUGUGAGAAAUCGUGUAAUGAUGCUGUUGCCACUGCUGCUGUUACUGCUGUUGAGUUCGCUGUCGUGCCUGGCCGCUGGCCAGGAACAAGUGAAAACCCCGGCCCAGGAUGGGAUCUUGGAUCGGAUCGCCACCGUUCUACCGACGCUGCCAGCCAACAACUGUCGCCGGGAUGUUGCGCGAACCGUCGAGGCGGCACGUGCCCGCACCGAUUGGGCAAUGGCCAUGUUUGACGCCUCGGCGAAGUUCCCUGUGGCGGUCGAGUAUGGCUCCGUGUAUCAGCUGGGCAGCUACGACGAGUGUCUCGCCAGCCCCGACGACGCUGCUGAGUCAUCCCCCGUUACGGCUCAGUACUGUUUGACGCACGUUCAGCUUCCCGGCUACCGUGUGCGAUCAAUAGCAACACGUCAUCAAUCUUCACCCGCCAACGGAACGACCCUGGUGCACUGGGGUCUGUGCGUGCCAGCAACCUGCACCGCCACCGACAUCCAGCAACUGUUGCAGAAGAGUACCGGCUACGAUGUCAUCUCAUCGCCCCGAAGCACUUGCCAGACAACGAUAAUCGAGCAGCCCUACAGUACCGGCCAGGUAGUGUGUGCGUUUGUACUGCUCCUGUUCGUGGCGAUGGUCACGUUCAGCACGUGCUACAACUACGGCAGCUUCACGGCCGGUCCGAAUGCAGAGAAACCACCAUCGACCGUCAUCACCAUCAUGCGGACCUUCUCGGUGUUCGAGAACCUGCGGAAGUUGGUGCAGGGUUCCAAGGACGAUCAUGGGCUGGGCUGUAUCAACGGCAUCAAAGCCUGCUCCAUGAUCUUCAUUCUCGGUGGACACGCGUUACUGUUUAUGGCCGGUGGUCCACUGCUCAACACCGGUUUCUUCCACGAGCAGCAACGGCAGGUUCAGAAUGCGAUCUUCCUCAAUUCACCCCUGCUCGUCGACACCUUCCUGCUGCUGAGUGGUUUUCUCUUCGCCCGGUUGCUGCUCAUCGAACUCGAUAAACGCAAGGGUGCCAUCAACUUUGGAAUGCUCUACCUGUUCCGCUACAUACGACUUACUCCAGCCUAUCUUGCCAUUAUCACCAUCUACGCAACGUGGCUGCCCCGGUUAGGGGAUGGUCCGCUAUGGCCGGCACGCAUGGCGUUGGAGCAGCAACGCUGCCAGGAUAGUUGGUGGCGCAAUCUACUCUACAUCAACAACUAUGUCGGUACGGACAGUAUGUGUAUGUUUCAGUCCUGGUAUCUUGCCGCCGAUACGCAGCUCUUCAUCCUGGCUCCGCUCAUACUCUACCCGAUGUGGCGGUAUGGACAACGCAUUGCCCUAUGGCUCAUCGGGAGUCUCAUUGGCGUCUCCAUCGUGAUUCCGUUCUGCGUAACCUACUUUAGUCAGCUCGAUCCAACUUUCAUGAUCUUCGCGGAUGAAGUCCAAGACCUUCAACGGAACCAUUACUUUGCCAACGUCUAUGGCAGUACGCACAUGCGUGCCACGGCUUAUCUGUUCGGUCUGCUGGUCGGCUACCUAGUGCACUGGAUGCAGCUCAAUAACAUUCAUAUUAAGCGAAGGAGGCUGGCGCUUUACUGGAUCAUCUCCACCAUCUGCGGCUGCAGUGCCAUGCUGUCGGUGACAGCGUUCUACAAUGGGCUCGGGACGGAGAACUAUCUCUACAACGCACUGUACGCCGCUCUCCAUCGGUUCGGUUGGAGCCUUUCCAAUGGAUGGUUGGUGCUAGCGUGCGUCACCGGACAUGGCCGGAUGUUGAAGCGGUUCCUUUGUUGGCGUGCCUUCGUACCGAUCAGCCGGCUUACCUACUGUGCGUACCUCGUGAAUGGACUCGUGGAGCUGUACCUAGCUGCAGCACGCCGCACACCACUCUAUGCCAGCAUUGCCUCACUGACUGCUGAGGCACUGUCUCACAUUAUACUCACCUUCCUGUUGGCGCUUGUGCUCUGUCUAAUGUUUGAAUCACCGAUCCACGGGCUGGAGAAGAUUCUUUUGCGCCGCUUUCGACCUGCCAGUAGACGUGAGAGCGACAGCAGCAGCACCAACAACACACAGAGCACCACCGGGGAGGCGUAGGGCUUCGUUUGGACACCUGUACGGUUCCAAGUCCAUGCUGUACAUAAGUAUUUUAGCAUUCAGUUUCGUGUAAGGGAUUAUGAGAAUAAAGCAUUGUUUUAUGUA